GAGGUAAACAAACUUGGACUGACAGAGAGUGAGAGGAGGGAGGAGGGUCGGCUGCUUGCGGACCGCUCGCUUCCCCCCCUCUUUUUUUAUUAACAAGAAAAACCUUUCAUUUUUUAUUCAGAUCUUUUUUUUUGUAAAAAAUAAAUUCCACCCAUUUUUAUAUCAAAAAAUUUAUUUUUGUACCUUGUAAAUACACGACCAAAUUUAAAAAAUAAACGAAAUAAUGAACGCAGUGCAAUUAAUCAACAUCCAGAGACUGAUAGAAGCGGCCGAGUUUUUAGAGAGAAGAGACCGAGAAGCAGAGCACGGAUAUGCAUCGUCGUUACCCUGCGAUGUGGAGGCGACCAGGAGGAAAAUGAAAACCAAAAAGAAUUCGAGCAAUAGAUCUACACACAAUGAAUUAGAAAAGAACCGUCGAGCACACCUUCGUCUCUGUUUGGAACAAUUGAAGGAACUUAUACCACUGGGAUCAGAGUGUACCAGGCACACUACUCUUGGUUUACUCAACAAAGCCAAAGCACAUAUUAAGAAACUUGAAGAGCUGGAUAGGAAGUCACUGUACCAGAUUGAGCACCUGGAAAGAGAGCAUCGCUUUUUAAAGAGGAGACUGGAACAGCUACAGGGUCUGCCAGAGAAUGAACGAAUGCGAAUGGAUAGUGUAGGAUCCAAUGUCUUCUCUGAUCGUUCAGACUCGGAACGAGAAGAAAUUGAAGUGGAUGUUGAGAGCACAGAAUUCUCCCAUGGAGAUGUGGACAAUAUUAGCACUUCCAGCAUCAGCGACCUUGAUGAUCACAGCAGCCUCCAAAGUGUUGGUAGUGAUGAAGGUUACUCAAGCUGCAGUAUAAAGCUCUCCUCAUCCAUUUAGAAGACCCUGAAACUACCUGCAAAUAGCCUGAGGGAUCACAAUUUGACAAGCUACUUCAGCUUUAGACUUUUGUGAGGAAAUUAAAUAGGUUAAGAACACGUGUUUGUACUGCAAUACUCAUGCACGAGGCAUUCACCUAGUACUGAGAUAAAUUACAUUGUUUUGAAAAAAGAAAUAGUGCAUAGGAUUGUGGGUACAAAGCGAUACCACUAUUCAGAUGGUUUCUUUGUGUAUUCGCAGAUAACCCAUUAGUGUCAAUUCAGUUGGAAAAUAUAAGCCUUUUUUUAAAAAAAUGCACUUUUUAAGGUGAAGGGCAUCUUGAUGUGUAGCCCAGAGUUUCAAUGUAAUUUGAACAAUGUCAGAAAGUUUGUGGCUUUCUACCCUGCACUUGGAGGUCUUCAUUUCCUUUAUAAAACCCGCAGGGACUUUACCUCUGCGGAAACCUCGCCAAUCAGAUUGUUGUAAAGUCCACUUAUUGUAUAAAAAAAAACUACCCUAGAUACUGAAGAAAUCUUUACAAAAUUGGUAAUUUAUGGCUGAUUUUAUUUAGUGUGGCAAACAAAAAAACAAUGUAUCUUGCUCCCUUUGAUUCUCCAAGUUUUAUGAAGUUAAAUCUUAGGGACAUUUCUUUUUAUUUUUUGUUUGUGCUGAUGUUGUGCCUUCUUAAGCGUGCAUUGUGUUGUCAUGAAGUUACUGUCUAUUAUCUAUUUGUCCCUGCAUGUAUUCAGAGCAAUUUAAAAAUAGUUCAAUCUUAAUCUUGUUUCCUUCACUUCCCUUCAACCUCAGUUCCAUAUUAGAAUGGCCUGAUUCCUGUAAAAUUAACCUGACCGCAACAGCCCCUUCAGCAAUUUUGAAGCCCCAUACCAAUAAAGUUAAUAAAUUAGCUUUGCAAGAAUAGAAACCUAUAUGCAUUAGUAUGUUUUAGCUUUUGGUAUAUGUGCACACUGCAGUACAGUUAAUGGUAUUUUUAUAGAGAGAAGAGAAAGAUUUUAUUGUUGCUAUGGUCAAAUCCAACGUUGGUGUUAACUACAGAAGCAUUAGCAGUAGAUUCAGGACUAUGGCAUGCAUAUAUAGAAAUGUGUGUUGUAAAUCUAAAAUUUAAAAACCACUAGGGACGAUUAGACAGGGCUUGUCUGUGUUUCAAUUUAACUUUUGCCUGCUGCUGAGCUUUAUUUUUAUUCAGUAAUAUUUCAACUUUAGUUUUAACAAUGAUCCAUUUCCAUUUGAAACAUCCUAGCUGUUAUAUUUUCUACAAGUUUUCAUUUGAUCUUGAGAUGUCCUUCCCCAGAAAGUCCAUCACUGCUCUCUUGCCUGCUGGAUAAAGUGCAUAUCAGGAAAUUGCAGUUAAAUUGCACAAUGUUGUAAUCAUUAAAAUUUGACAAAAUGUCAUAGGAAUACACCUGUGAUUUGCCAAAUAUGUGUUGUUGAUGAGUGAGGGUUAGAGCUUGAAAUAUCCAUUUCUAAACAGUAAACAGUAAAUCAACCAGGAAUCCUUCACCUCUCAAAAGUAGAGUUUUGCCUUUCAGUUGAUCAAAAAGCAUUUCCAUAUAAUCAAACAGCCCUUCAAAUUUACACUGCAACUGUGCAGUUUUUCAGGUCAAGAACUAGAUUUAGGCCAUUGCAUUAGGUGCAGCUCAAAUAAUUGGAAAAAGUAGCUUGAACAUUUCUUUUGAUACAAGAACUGCAGAUACUGUUUUAUAAAAAAACACUCGGUGCUGGAGAUAACUAAACAGUCAGGCAGCAUUUAUGGAGUACAUGGAUGGGGAUGAACGGAGAUGUUGUUACUCCAGCUUUGUCUUUUAUUGAAAGAUUGUUUGUCAUGAGCUAUAAAUCGUGAUUUCCAAGUUCAAAUUCAAAUAACAAGCUAAUUAGAUUUUUCCUGUUUCAGAUAAAUUUUAGAAUCUUAAAAGUAGUACCUUAAGUAAUUCUGGUCACAAUGAUUUGUUUGCAUUUUUUUUUAAAGGUUACAGUUUUAAUUGGAUUUGUAAGAAUAUUUACAAAAACAAAGGUGAAAUGCAUCAAAUAGUACAAAAGGCAUGUAUAGAUUUUGUGUGCUUUCCAUUGCAUUCUAAAUUAAUCAAGAAAAGCCCCGAGAAAUUUCACAUAUCAUGAAAAUGUAAAUUACCUAUUUCAUACAACUUAAAACAUUGAAAACAGGAAGAAUAUGAUUCUGGUGCUAUUCAGUGAUAACUAUUUGGGACACAAUAAUUGCAACAUUUUAAAUUGCUACAUGGCAAUGUAUAUUUACUAUACUUACCAGCCUUGUUUGGUUUAGUUACCAAGCUCAUAUGGACAAUGCACAAAUUUGGCAGCUUUGCAAUAUAUUUCAGUCUGUUCACUAUUUUUCCUGCUUUACCUCUUUUCUAAGAAGUGAGCAGAACAUGAAUGUAAAACAAGAGGCAGCUUUACUCCAGGACACUCAGCUACAAAAUCCUGUGACUGAUUGAAUGUGCUGAUUGACCAAUUCUAGAGAAACACAAAAUGUUCUCCAAACGUUUACACCAUGAGAUAUAUCCUAUAGGUAUUGCCUGAUUCUGAUGACAUUUAUGACCAAAUCCUUUUAAAAUUAUAUGCAUCUUUCACUUAACAUGGUCAUCUUGAGGUAAAUUUAGAACUAUCAUUUUAUAUUCCAAGUUGUGUGGUAACUUAAUCUUAUUAGGAGGUAAUCUGGCCAGGACUGGCAGAUUCACUUUGUAUUACUAGAAUUCUGGUUUAACAACUUUGAAUGUUGAACAUUCGGUAAUGCUGCAGUAGACCUUUAGCGUUUUGUCAAAAACCACUUCAGUACAGCAAGGUAUAUUUUAACAAUAUGUAUAUAUGAGUGUCUCAGUAGAUCACUGAACUAGAUUGAGUUACUGCACAACACUCAAACAACUGUUGCAAUGAAAUCAUGGUUAACAGGAAUUUUAUGUAACUAUACAGAAGACUGACAGGAAUACAGGGCAAUAUGGGAUUCGCUCAAAAAUGAACAGAAUUGUUCAAAAAGACCAAUGUCCAUAGUUAUAGUCAUAAAAUCUUAAUGAGAGGCACAAUAGUACCAAAAAAGCCUUGUUUUUCAACAAGCGUAAAAUAAAUACUAUUUCUGGGCAGUAUUUAGUAUUAACGCUGUUGCAGUUUGACUAUAAUGUGUAAAGAUGUGUGAUGCCUGUCCCCUUCCUUAAUGCAGUAAUAACCAGAAAAAAUAUGGCAACAUUGAUAUUUUGUAUGUUUUUAACUCCUACAAUGGAUUGAUUGGUUAAUUUUUUUUAAACAAGCUGAAAGGAAAAUUGCCAAUUGAUUAAUAGUACCGACUGCAGUUCAAUAUUUGAAUUUGAUAAUACAAUCUUCAUACUUAUCACCAAUAAUUCUUUAAAAUCAAUUUUAAUUUGGAUGGUUAAUUUGGAAUGACUUUUCCAUAUCUUAAUAUGUUACAGGAUGAUGUAUUUUGGAUAUAAAAAUGGUGUUGUAGAUUUUGCAACAACCUUGGCCUAAUAUAGACCCAUGCAAGUAAUGCAUCCAACUAAUGACCAUUUCAAAAUCUAAUGACAAAUUCAAAAUACAUAAUCCAGUUCAACUCCUAGGAAUUAAGUCAGUUCUUGCCAAGUACUAAUGCAAUUUUGUGCAUUUAAGCAUUCAAUUUGUUAUACUCUUGAUGCUACAGGUCCGUUGGUUGCUCUGUUAAUUAAUAUUAUAUUAAUGGUGUAUUUUCAGGGCAGAUACGCAUGACCUUCCCAUUUCUGUGUCAUGUAAAAGUACCAGUGUUGAUAUUUCUCUCCACCCUUUCAGGACGACACUGCACUGGUAAACGUGUCAAACUAUACUUACUGGAGAUAUCAGUAUCCAGUGGCAUUCACAGAUGACGCUUCAGUGCAAUUUCUUUGGCAUUUUCUUGCCCCUAUUAUCCUUUAGAAAAUAAAUGUUAUUUAUUUUUGCCGAGAAUUAUUGAAGCAAAAAGCUUCAUGUUUUUGUUAAAAAAUCACCCAUUUCUUCUUUGAUGUUAGAAAGCCCUGCAAUGAGAAUUUGUCUCAAAUUUAACUUAGAAUUAAACCAAACUGGAAAAAAAAACCCCAUUGAGAUCGAUACUAGUCUUAUUCAGUGUUCAAGGGUCCAAGAUUAAUUUUAAAUGUAUCUCUAAACUAAAUUAGAUACAGAGGCCCUUUCUGGAUCCCAAGGAAAGAAUACAUUCUCCCAUCCAGUGGUGUAUCAUCUGACAAUGUUAUACAGAGUAUCACCAAUGCCCAAUUACCUGCAAUAUUAGUUACUUUCACUUCCAUCGAGAAAUCUAGUUAAUUGUAAUCAUAGGAAGCUGGUAGCACAUGAUUGCUUGACAAUGCCGUCUUUCUAACACGUUACAUUUGCAAUGUCCAAAGGGUGCAAGUGACAAUUAUCAAUGCAAAAUUCAACUACCUUGUUCAAUCAAUAUAAACAAUUUUGCAUUCUCAAUUUCAAGGAAAAACAUCAGAAGAUAUUUAAAAAGACAUUGUCAAAAUCAUUUUAAAUUGGUAACCAAAGAUACACAUACGGAUUAAAAACCAUGUGAACGAUUAAAGUUAAACAAUUCUGAUCGUCAAAUUGAUCAGUUUAUCAUGAAUCUAACCUGACCAGUUUAAAUGUUGAAUUUUCACUUAGCCUGCUUACAGAUGAAAUUGAAAAGAUUUUACCAACCUAGUUUUCAUUGGUCAUUAGUUAUCUGUAAGCACGUACAUUAAGUAAAAUAGGACAUGAGGUAUUAAGUGGAAGCUGGGGAGAUAUAAAACACCCAAGUACAGCAAAUUAUUUUUUAAAUCCACAUGGCUUCAAACUCACUGCAGAAUUCUGUUAACUGACAUUUCAGUCUUUAUCUAAAAGGUGACCAGAUGAACUGCUGCCUCCUCUGAUCAAAAUGCACUUACUGUUGUCGUUGUUACUCAAAUGAGAAAAACACUUAUGCUCUUUAGUUUCCCUCAAAAGAUCAUUGUCAUUGUGACACCAUUAUUGCACCAGUUUCAACAGUUUAGCUUCAGAAGUGUAUAAACUGGUUGAAUCAAAUAAAGAACAAUCUGACAAUAAUAUUUUUAUGUAGUCUACUGCUCCAGGUGAUAUCUUGUGCUUUUCCUGCUCACAAACCACAUGAACUUAUUACUGUUAGUACAAAAACGGCAUUUCAUAAAUGUCCUUCCACCACAUCUUUAGAUCAAUCACUGUGUAACAUGGGAAUUUGACUCAAUUUUGUUAAACUUUUAUAAUAAUUGUCACACUGCCAAAUGGAUAGUAUCUUGGAACAUGCAAGAGAUGCAGAUCUAACUCGUGCUUUGUGGUUUCCACAUCUACAAUGCAGGAUUUUUCACCUUAAAGCAGUUGUAGCAUACAUUUUUGCACAAAGAUUAAUUUCAUGAUCUUGUAUAAAUUGUUUUUAUUUCAGAAAGAUGACAAAGUAUUAAAAAUAUACCUCAGGUCACGAGUCUUCAAUCCCACUAAACUACAUAAAUAUGACAAUAUUAACCUGCCAAUUUGCUAUUACUUAUGAAAUACUCUCCCAUCAAAUUAGGUUAAUAAAAUACUAUGUCCUUUAUCUUAACAAGAAAGUGUUAGGAAAUACCUGUUUUUGUAGAAUACACCCCAAAUCAACAGCACCUGCAACACAUUCUCUUCUACAGUUAGAUUAUCAGGAUAUGGUUUGACUGCUUUGUUUCUCCCUCUUGUUAACAAACGGCCAUGGUUGAAUAGAAAACGCAGCUAUAUGUCCUUAAAUUAGAAACUAAUUCAAGGCCCUCCCAAGUUGGUUGGUGAUCAGAGGAAGGGGGUUGCUCAGUUCUAGAUCUUAGCAUACGUUAGUAGCUAUAUUCAUGGAUUGUAACAGGAUUUGUUUCAAGUCACUUGAAAUGAGCAGUAUUUAAAAACUGCAAUAUUCAUUGUGAUAGAAACCAAAAUGGCACUGUUGUUAUAGUGUAGGUGCUAUUCAUAAUCAAUGUAUAUUAGUUAAUUAUUGAUUCAUUUAUAGCCUAAAUUACACACUGCAAAGCGUACAAAACAAGGCUUGUAGCAAAUCUCAGAUAGAAGGCAGCAGCAAGAAAAAAAUGGGAUAUUGUUUUAAGGCAGGCUGUUUGUUUACAGAGUGAAUACACAUGUAAAGAGUUCAUGCUGGUUGAAACAAAUAGCACACUUGUUCCCUAAGCUUACUCCAGUUUUAAAAAAUGCUUAAUUUUUGUUUGUAGAGAAACCUAUUAUGUACCUCUUGUAUAAAGCAUAAAAUAAAACUUCAUUUUGUGAAAUAA
This is a messenger RNA of Amblyraja radiata (thorny skate), 7098 nucleotides long. It is a transcript of the gene mxi1, whose product is annotated as max interactor 1, dimerization protein. Gene Ontology annotation, biological process: regulation of transcription by RNA polymerase II. The transcript is spliced from 6 exons. Bases 224 to 865 code for a protein of 213 amino acids. Gene Ontology annotation, molecular function: protein dimerization activity; RNA polymerase II cis-regulatory region sequence-specific DNA binding; DNA-binding transcription factor activity, RNA polymerase II-specific. Lineage: Eukaryota; Metazoa; Chordata; Chondrichthyes; Rajiformes; Rajidae. The record is from RefSeq and is a predicted model, not a curated record.